AGAGAGAGAGAGAGAGUUCAGCGAGUGCCCCAGCUGCUCUGUUGCGCCCGCGUUGGGACCAGUCCGGCUCCGCUCUCCGGGAUGGCGGCCAUCAAAGCUCUGCAGCAGUGGUGCCGGGUCCGGUGUGAGGGCUACCGGGACGUGUCCAUCACGAACAUGACCACGUCGUUCAGAGACGGCCUGGCUUUCUGCGCCCUCAUCCAUAAACACAGACCCGAUCUCAUAAAUUUUGACUCUCUGCAGAAGGAAAAUGUCUACGAGAACAACAAGCUGGCUUUUAGGGUUGCAGAGCAGGAGCUGGGAAUUCCUGCACUUUUGGAUGCAGAGGACAUGGUGGCUCUUAAGAUUCCUGACCGUCUCAGCAUUCUGACCUAUGUCUCGCAGUAUUACAACUACUUCCACGGACGCUCCCCCAUCGGUGGUAUGGGAGGUAUAAAGCGUCCAGCCGAAGGCCCCGUCAAUGAGCCCUCUGGGAAGAAAAACCAGCCUGUGGUGUCAAAGGUGUUUCCUGCUGCCAGGCCAGCGGGAAAGAGUAGCCCUCCUCCUUCCCCCAGGAUCACAAAGCCCUUACCGUCACCAAAACAGAGCAGGAAUCCAACACAGGAUGCUCAGGUUGAGAAAUCCCACCAGACGGGGACUCUGAGUAACAAAUGUGCGCACUGUAACAAACACGUCCACCUGGUGCAGCGACAUCUGCUGGAGGGGAAGCUCUAUCACAGGAACUGUGCAAAGUUGCUACCGACAAACGCGAGCUCACCACUUCGGGAUUUAACCACAAACACCCAUGCAUCCAGAUAUACUCCACAGCCCAGUUCCAGUAAAGCCAACCCGGCGGCUCCAGCUCACUCACCAUCCAAAUUUGGACCCACAUGGCACACGGAGAAACCUAGCGUUCCUCCCAGUGCCUCAAGCCCAUUUUCUCCUUCACCUUCUUCCCGGCCUCUAUCAACUGCUUCUGCUGUGAAAGAGAGUCCGACGGCCUUCGUCUCCAAAUCCACUCCUUCUCCUUCCAUAACCACCACCCCCGUCAGCACCAGGCCGGUCGCCGCCCCUCGCACGUCGACCACUGCGACCAAGACGCAAGAAGCCAAGUUUAAGUUCUUCCAGUCAGAAGGGAAGGAGACGUCGGCCAUUAGCAUGGACGUAAACAAAGGCCAGGGUACGAGUGGUAAAGCACAGGAGGCCAGAGCCGGCCAGGCUGUAACUGUGGUUGUAAAUAUGAAGGAUGUGGAUAAGGGUAAGGAUGCGGCUAAGACGGGUGCGGUGGGCAUGGCUCAGAGGAAACAGGAAAACCAGGACCAGGGUGAUAAGACGAAAGCAUCGGCGGCAGCGUUCAUCUCCAAGAAACUAUCUGAAGAGAACAACAAUAACAACAGCAAGCCGCCAUGGGUGAAUGUGGCUCUCAAGAAAGCUGACAAGCCUCAGUCUCAAGAAGAGACGCCUAAAAAAGAGACGGGAGCAGUCAGAGGUAGAGUGAGGCUGAAAGUAGACCCGUCGAUUCUGGCUGACCUGCAGCCCGUGAAGGCCCGGAGUCCUGCCCGCAGCCCGGUCAGCAGGAAUGGAAACGCAGACAGGACUCCAGAAAGAGGAGGUUUAAGGCCUGGCAGCACAUCGCCCAACACCUCAGUGUCAGAAAACGAGUCUCCAGCAGACUGGAGGUCAAAACUGAAGCCUGUCUCCAAAGACACCAAACCUGUGGGCCCCACACUAUCGCCUUCUAAAUCGAGGCCGAGCGAUACCGGGAAGACUUCGGAGCCCUCCCUUGGGAUUUCCUCGUCUGCCCCUCGUACCCCCAGCCCGAGUAUUUCUGUGACGUCUCUGGCUUCCAAAGGAUUACAGAAUGGCAAGAAAGAGCAAACUGCAAAUGGCACCACGCCAAAGAAUUCUAAGACAAAACCCGACUACAUUCCCAAAGAGGACAUCAUAAGAGAGCUCAACGAGAUUGAAAAUAAUUUAAAUGAGCUGGAAAAGAGGGGUGUCGAGCUGGAGGUGAAGCUGCGCAGCAGUGAGGAAGAUGGUGACGAUGAUACGCUCAUGGAUGAGCUCAUGGUUGAGUGGUUCAACUUGAUCAGGAAUAAGCAGGUGGCCAUGCGCCGGGAGUCUGAGCUGGUGUAUAUUGGAAGGACUCAGGACCUGGAGGAAGAGCAGCCCAGUGUGGAGCAGGAGCUCAGGAGGCUGAUGGAGAAGCCGGAUCAUUUGAAAACGAGCUGGGAUAGGAAGAGAGAGGAACAGCUGAUGGAAAAGCUGGUGGGGAUCGUCAAUGACAGAAACGCUCUCGUUGAGGGUCUGGAUGAGGACAGACUGAGGGAGGAAGAGGAGGAUGAGGAGCUGAACAAGAUGAUGAUGAAUUUCAACAUUAAGAAGGAGAAAACAAAGAAAAAGUCUCCCAUGUCCAAACUGUUCAGCUGGGGAGGCAAGAAGGAGGGAUGA
Molecule: messenger RNA, 2430 nt
Organism: Menidia menidia (Atlantic silverside)
Lineage: Eukaryota; Metazoa; Chordata; Actinopteri; Atheriniformes; Atherinopsidae
Source: the annotation of a GenBank genome assembly